AUGCGUUUCUAUGAGGGUAAAGAUUGGACAAAUGUUUCUUUCGAAGUCGGCCGCAAGACGCUCAGAGAAUGGCGCGAGGAACAGCUGCGACGCAGCGAAGAGGUUGUUGAACUGUGGGAGCACGUGAUCAGCCGAUCUCCCUCGGCCCUCGGCGACGAGCUCUGGAUGGUCUACGAGCAGGUGUGCAUCGCCGCGCUGGACAGCGCGCGCAACGACCUGGCCCUGGAAUGCAUCCAGGCGCUCGACAAGCGAUUCCCGCGCAGCAACCGUGUCCUCAAAUUGCAAGCCAUGCGACUCGAAUCGCUUGAACAAUACGAUAACGCGAACGCCAUCUACACAAAGCUGAUCGAGUCGGAUGCGACAAAUAAUUCCUACCGCAAGCGCAAAGUGAGCGUGCUGCUCGCCCAGGGCAAGCGCCUCGACGCCAUCAAGGAGCUCAAUGAAUAUCUCAAGGUUUUCAUCAACGACUCUGAAGCGUGGAUACAGUUGAGCGAGCUUUUCCUCGUCGAAUCCGACUACGCCAAGGCCGCGCAUUGCCUCGAGGAGUGCUUGCUGGCUUCGCCGCUCAACGCGAUCUACCUGCGACGGCUCGGUGACAUUCGCUAUACACAGGGCGGGCUGGAGAAUGUGGAGCUGGCCAAGAGCUACUAUGAACAGGCCUACAAACUGAAUCCGCAAGACUUGCGUUCGCAAUACGGGAUCGUGCUAUGCUCGAAUCAGAUGGCGGGCGGCAAGGCUAGCGUCGAGAAGAAGCAAGAGCUCCGUACCUCGGCAUCGGCUGUAGUUGAACGGAUAGCGCAGAGAUACGAAGACGCGGCCGCUGACGGGCUGAACCCAGAAGCCCAGAACAUUGCCGACACCGUUCGCAAGAUGGGCUCGCAAAUCGGCGGGAAA
Messenger RNA from Mesorhabditis spiculigera, 894 nucleotides. NCBI's taxonomy places the organism in Eukaryota, Metazoa, Nematoda, Chromadorea, Rhabditida, Rhabditidae. The record is from the annotation of a GenBank genome assembly.